AUGGCUCCACCAGCAGUGCCCAGCAGCGAGGUGCUCGUGCAGUUGUCAGGGCGCUUUCGCACCGCGAGCACCUACAAUAUUUCUGUCCAUUUCUGUACAACUAAAUUCAUUGUUGCUCUCCGUCAGUUUGCUAAAAUGCUGCCGUUUAUCUUAGAGGCCACUGAAGUGUCUUGUUACCUUCAAGCAAUUGAUCCAUCAUUAUUUUUGAAAUUGGUGACAAAGUUGGGACUUAUGAGACACAAACUGGUGAGAAUGCAGCAAAACAAGGAAGCGCAGAAUCCGGGGACCGAUUUGCGCGAGGCCGAAUCCUCCACCGAAGGACUAGAGUCGGCCUUGCCGAAUUUUGCGCUUCAAAACGUCACGCUGUCCUUGCAGAGUGCUUUGUUGGCAACCUUGCAAAGAGCAGCUUUGUUUCCUCCAGGUGCUGUUGCAGCAGCCCUCAAUCUCCAGGCUUUUGAGACAUACUUGACGCUCCACAGACUCCAGGUUACUUCGGCAACUGUUCCAAGCUAUUCAUCAACACAAUCACGUCUUCCACAGCCAUCAUUGUCAGCUACGUCGACUUCAACAUCAACCUCGUCAACAUCAACAUCAACUUCGACAUCUACAUCAGGAAAAGUUGAGCUAGAAGCUCUGCAAUCGACAAAUCUUGAUGAUGAUGAAGUGUCCCACCUGGACUUUGUAGCAGACCCCGAUGACCUGGCCUUGUUGGAAGAGGACGAGGUUUUCCGAGAAAAUUUGGACUCUUCCAUGAACCAGGACAUCUUGCUGCAGCGAAUCGCCGAAACUUCUCAAUCGCUCCCCAAAGUUCCGCAGUCUCCGAAUUCGGCGAUUUCUUCCUCGGUGGCUGCUACUUCUACGAGCGACUCCAACAUACCCAGGAGUUGUCGCUCUUCCAGGCCCAAGAAACAGUUUAUUUGUAAAUUUUGCAGUAGGCAGUUUACGAAAAGUUAUAAUUUGUUGAUUCACGAAAGGACUCAUACUGAUGAGAGACCGUACUCCUGUGAUAUUUGUGGAAAGGCUUUCCGACGGCAAGAUCACCUCAGGGACCACAGGUAUAUUCACAGCAAAGAGAAGCCUUUCAAGUGCGCAGAAUGCGGAAAAGGAUUCUGCCAAAGCCGUACCCUUGCGGUGCACAAGAUUCUCCACAUGGAGGAGUCGCCCCACAAGUGCCCGGUCUGCGCGCGCAGUUUCAAUCAGCGCAGCAACUUGAAGACGCACUUAUUGACCCAUACGGACAUAAAACCGUAUCACUGCGCCUCCUGCGGAAAAGUUUUCCGAAGAAACUGCGACCUCCGCAGGCACUCGCUGACCCACAAUUUGGGCCUCGGGCCCAGCUCCGUCCUCCAGGAGACUUCCUAG
Messenger RNA from Cotesia congregata, 1362 nucleotides. The record is from the annotation of a GenBank genome assembly. NCBI's taxonomy places the organism in Eukaryota, Metazoa, Arthropoda, Insecta, Hymenoptera, Braconidae.